Dipodomys spectabilis (banner-tailed kangaroo rat) is the source of this 805-nucleotide messenger RNA. It is a transcript of the gene Smim38, whose product is annotated as small integral membrane protein 38. The coding region runs from base 457 to 621 and encodes 54 amino acids. NCBI's taxonomy places the organism in Eukaryota, Metazoa, Chordata, Mammalia, Rodentia, Heteromyidae. The record is from RefSeq and is a predicted model, not a curated record. The transcript is spliced from 3 exons.
GCGGACGCAAGCAUAACUAGCUGAGGAACAGGCCCAGAUGCCGCAAGGACUCCCCACACUGUCGAGAGGAACUGAGGCCGCGGACGCUGAGCUGGCUGCUGGGUGGAGCUCCCCCUCCCUUGGGGUCCCCACAGGGUCCCCCGCUGGGCCCAGUGAGCACCGGGACGGGAACCGUGCAGCCUCCUGAAGCACCGGCUAAUUGGGGACAGAAAGAGCCGAUUGUGCCGGGCGGCACUGGGGAGCCGGGCAGCUGCCACGGCCGGGGGCGGCGGUGACGUCAGUGCCGGCAAGCUGGGCUCCCCAAGGCCCCCACCCCCCCGGGCCCCUGCACAAAGCUGGCAUUGUGGUCAGUCCAGAGCGCGCCCAGCUCUGGGUGAGCGGCUCCCUGGGCCUCCAGCUGGGGAGGCUGGGACGCAGAGGCCGGGGCCUUCUGGGCACAUCUGCUGGGGCGGGGGCAUGGCCGCGUGGCUGGGGGGCAGCUCAGGCCCCGACCCCCUCAUGGUGCUGCUGGUAGUCAUCCUGCUGGUGCGCUUCCUGCUGUGGUCCUGCCUGGGCACCCUCAUCGACCGAAGGCUGGCGCGGCCACAGCCUCGCCCGCACAAGGAGGAGAAGGAGGACUAGGAGGACCGGGCCUCCCGGAGGCCUUGGUGCCCGGCGCGGCCUCUUGGGUGGCAGGAGACUGCUGCUGUCCUGUGGUGGGUGUCACAAUGAGCACCCUGGCCGCACCUGGACCCCGAGGGCCCAGCCGGGGUGUCCUCUGCACCCCCAGCAUCCUUGUGCUGGCUCCACUGGCCCCCUGAACUGU